UCAUUUCUGCAAGUGGUUCUAAUUUACUAUCGCUGUUCUCUAGCUGGUCUAAAACCGCUUUUUACCUAAAGGGACGCUUUUUGGACGCUAUGGACAUUUCUCAGUUUCCAGGCAGAAAGAACAGUAAAAAUGCAGGCAGGGCACAGGACAAAGCACUCGGGACAAAAUGUAUGUGAAAUGGCUUGAUACAUGAAUGUCACUUUAUUUUUCACAUUUUUAAAUUUCCCGCCGUUCCGUCCCCGUACGUCCCAGGGAACGGAACCCGGAAGACAGAUGUCGGCAUCGGCCGGAGGACAUUGCCGGGGACACUGCAGGAGGGACAUUGCUGGAGCGCAGGACAAGGUAAGUGCAGAAAAGAACCUGGAACAGCGCUACAGGGUAUUCCCAAGUGUAGCUCGGGGUUACCGCUUGUGGUGCUGAAACUUUACCCCGAGCUACACUCAGGAAUACCACCAGGGAGGUUAA
Molecule: messenger RNA, 465 nt
Organism: Staurois parvus
Lineage: Eukaryota; Metazoa; Chordata; Amphibia; Anura; Ranidae
Source: the annotation of a GenBank genome assembly